AUGUCGCCUCCGUCCGCAAUAGUGCCUGAAUACAACGGUAACGGACAUAACGAUGCACCGGCCGCUGCUACUCAUGAGCCUGGUCUUAGUGUAGGCAAGGUCAAGGAGAAGGUCAACGCUGGCAUGAAGUUUCCUGGACCACCCAAGUUCAGUGAUCCGUAUGAGGAACGCAAGUACCUGAAGCAGAGACUUGCAGCUGCUUUCCGCAUCUUCGCCAAGUAUGGCUUUGAUGAAGGUGUCGCAGGGCAUAUAACACUGCGUGAUCCCGUUGAGCCGGAUAAGUUCUGGGUGAAUCCAUUUGGCGUCCAUUUCGCUCUCAUCAAGGCUUCAGAUCUCAUUCUAGUCAACGAAGACGGGAAGGUCGUGGAUGGUGGUGAAGUGCGAUUGCUAAACACGGCGGCUUUCAUGAUUCACUCGGCCAUCCAUCAGGCGCGUCCGGAUGUCAAUGCUGCAUGUCACAGCCACAGCAUCUACGGUCGUACAUUCUGCACGCUUGGUCGCACGAUUGAGACCACCAGCCAGGAUGCGUGCGCUUUCUACAAUGAUCUUGCGCUCUACGAGUCGUUUAAUGGUAUAGUCCUUGCGGAGGAAGAAGGAAAGAACAUUGCGAAAUGUCUGGGCCAGAAGAAGGCUGCCCUACUGCAGAACCACGGUCUCCUCACUGCCGGCGAGACCGUCGAGGAAGCUGUGUUCUGGUUCUGUUCGCUGGAAAAGCUGUGUCACACUCAGCUACUCGCAGAUGCUGCCGCUGCGGGACGCGGGGGCAAGCCAAUUGAGAUCGAUGAGGAAGAUGCCAAGUAUACACACAAGGUGGUGGGGAGCAAGCAAGCCGGAUGGUUCAGUGGGAAGCCUUUGUUUGAUUUGAUCCACAAGGAGACUGGGGGCGACUACAUGGAAUAA
Molecule: messenger RNA, 900 nt
Organism: Pseudovirgaria hyperparasitica
Lineage: Eukaryota; Fungi; Ascomycota; Dothideomycetes; Acrospermales; Acrospermaceae
Product: class II aldolase/adducin domain-containing protein
Exons: 4
Coding region: 1-900 (299 amino acids)
Cellular component (GO): cytoskeleton
Molecular function (GO): actin filament binding
Source: RefSeq, a predicted model, not a curated record